Molecule: messenger RNA, 2886 nt
Organism: Xiphophorus couchianus (Monterrey platyfish)
Lineage: Eukaryota; Metazoa; Chordata; Actinopteri; Cyprinodontiformes; Poeciliidae
Gene: hs6st2
Product: heparan sulfate 6-O-sulfotransferase 2
Exons: 2
Coding region: 299-1669 (456 amino acids)
Cellular component (GO): membrane
Molecular function (GO): heparan sulfate 6-sulfotransferase activity
Source: RefSeq, a predicted model, not a curated record
CGCACGUUUACGCGCAGUGACUCACGGGAAGAAAGGUCAAGAAUCGUUUGGUGCUGAAGAUGAGCAUUAGCCCUGUUAAGAAGAUAUUUUUUAUACCACUAAUCCGUCCGCUAGAGUAAACAGAACCGCCUGGUUCUGCCUGGUAAAGCCCAGAUGGACCCAGAAAGCGCUGCGCUGUGAUUGACUGCUUGGCUUCCUAACGCCGCUCGCUCUCGGCUUUUAGCUGCAUUGUUAUUGUUUCCUGUCUGCUGCUCUGAAACGGGGACCCGAGGGAUGGUUUUUCAUCGGGUUCGGGAAGAUGGAUGAGAAGUCCACCAGCAGCCACCAGCGGCUCCUGCUCUUCCUGCUCAUGGUGGGAAUUUUCGGUGUUUUUAUGAUCCAGUAUGCCUGUCCCAGCAGCUCCGAGUGCCAAAUGCUCCACCAGCUGGGGGCCUGGUUCACCCUCAGGGGCGGACCUGGCAUCCGAAUCGGCGAUGGUGAAUCGCAGGACGGGCUCCAGAAGGACCCCUACAUCGCAGAAGACGGCGCUUUGGCCCGAUUUGUCCCUCGAUUCAACUUCACCAGCGCCGACCUAAACCGAGAGGUGGACUUCAACAUCAAAGGGGAUGAUGUCAUUGUAUUUCUGCACAUCCAGAAAACGGGGGGCACAACUUUUGGCCGGCACCUGGUGCGCAACAUCCAGCUGGAGCGGCCCUGUGAGUGCCACGCAGGCCAGAAGAAGUGCACCUGCCUCCGGCCGGGUAAGAAGGAAACCUGGCUCUUCUCUCGGUUUUCCACCGGCUGGAGCUGCGGGCUUCAUGCGGACUGGACUGAGCUGACCCACUGUGUCCCAUCACGCAUGGACUCCAGAGAGGCCCAGAAAAACCAGCCAAGUAGAAACUAUUACUACAUUACGAUCUUAAGAGAUCCUGUUUCGCGUUACCUCAGCGAGUGGCGUCAUGUGCAACGCGGAGCUACUUGGAAAGCCUCCCUCCACGUGUGCGACGGACGUUCACCAACGCUGUCAGAGCUGCCAAGUUGCUAUCCAGGCGACGACUGGUCGGGUUGCAACCUGCAGGAGUUCAUGGACUGCCCCUACAACCUGGCCAACAACCGACAGACCCGCAUGUUGGCAGAUCUCAGUCUGGUGGGUUGCUACAACGUCUCCUCCAUGGGCGAAGACAAACGCUGGGCGGUGCUUCUGGACAGCGCCAAGCGCAACCUGAAGGGGAUGGCCUUUUUUGGCCUGACUGAGUACCAGCGUAAGACGCAGUACCUCUUCGAGAGAACCUUCAACUUACAGUUCAUCGCACCUUUCACGCAGCUGAACGGGACGCGAGCUUCCAGCGUAGAGGUACCCUCGGAGAAGCAGCAAAGGAUUCGCCAGCUAAACCGGUGGGACGUGGAGCUGUAUGAGUACGCCCGUGACCUUUUCCUGCAGCGCUUCCAGGUGGCGAGACAGCAGGAGCGCAGGCAGGCCAGGGAGCGGCGGCAACAGGAGAGGAGGCGGCUCCGGGGGAGACUCUCAGCAAAACAAGGGCGGCAGCCGAAGCCGACUGAAACGACGCGCUCGAUCGAAGAGCGUCGAACGGAGGACAGCCUGGAGUCCGAAGUGCUUCUGUCAGACUGGUGGGAUGUAGAUGAGAACAGCACCAUGGAGGACUACAUAGGCAAUGUGGAGCAGUGGUAGCAGACAGCUGUCUUUGUACCAAGAGCUGCCUUGUCAGUUUUUGCUAAUUCAGGUUAUUUUCAGUACAUGCCUUCUUCUCUUAUUCUUUUGUGACAAUGAAAUGUUUUAAAUGUGACUUUAAUUUAUUUAUUUUAAAGGCGACCUAUUAUGCUUCCUUGAACAGUUUGGGAUAUGUUUAUAGGAUAUACAAACCAUGUUUGUAACAUUUUUUGCACAAAAUUAUUCUUAGCUCAUGAGAUUUUAGCCUGCUCAGUUCUGCCUAUUUUGAGCUCCUUUCAGAAGGAAAAGCCUCUGUCACUUUAAAUCCAAACAAGCUGGUGAAACACUUGCAGGUAAAAAUGGUUGCAAACAGAUGCGCAAUUAUACAACCCUACAUUUUGGUCUGGACAAUAAACCCUUAACAAUAUAUACCCUGAUAGACAUGUGAUCAGUAUCAAUAGAUAUUACAUCUGAUAGAAUAUUCAACCAUUUCACUGAACUCUGAUCCAGAACCACACAGCAUUCUGGGAAUGCCAUAUUUGAAAAGCAGAAGUAGAGCCUCCUGUACAACCAACACGAAUGCAGCAAGUAAUUUCUGGAUGGUAAGUCAACAACAAAACACUUGUCUUAUCCAGCAGCCAUUGUACAGCUCAUACGGCGUUAAGACCAGCUUACUAAAUGUGCUGGAUCUCCUCUUGUGAUUGCGCAGAGUGACUCAACAAUCUUGAGGUUUUUAAAAUGACAAAUUUUUCCAAAACACUAACUUAUUGCCAAAAACUGUCUGGAAAGUUUUUAUUUCUAACUUGAGCCUUUUUUAGAAGUAGUGGAAGUACAAAAGUUUGCAAAAUGCGAAUUUUGCAUAAUAUGUCUCCUUUAAACAGAUUGUUGUAACAGACUUUCUAAUCGGGUCAAAAAAUAGGAAGGUUUUUCUUUUCGUCAUGAUGCCAGCCUUCAGCAUGUUUUCUCUGGACUUUAACCACAUUAUAAUUCAGAAAAUGCAGCUUGGAAGAAAAUAGUUUUUCUUAUUUCAGGAAACACUACAGGUUUGUGAUCAACAAUCUUUAUGUUUGCCAAAAUGUUGUCUUGAAUAUUUUUGAAAUGUACUCGUUUGUGUCUUUUCAACAGCAGAACAGGAAAAUUAAUUCAUCAGUACCUCAAUUUGUGGCAUUAUCUGCUAAUGUUGUAAAACAUUGGAAUUUGUCUCUUUUUAUAUAAACUAUGCUUUUACAUUUAUCAAA